This is a messenger RNA of Ictalurus punctatus (channel catfish), 2979 nucleotides long. RefSeq names its product chondroitin sulfate N-acetylgalactosaminyltransferase 2 (gene csgalnact2). NCBI's taxonomy places the organism in Eukaryota, Metazoa, Chordata, Actinopteri, Siluriformes, Ictaluridae. Bases 502 to 2124 code for a protein of 540 amino acids. The transcript has 9 exons. Gene Ontology annotation, molecular function: glucuronosyl-N-acetylgalactosaminyl-proteoglycan 4-beta-N-acetylgalactosaminyltransferase activity. The record is from RefSeq and is a predicted model, not a curated record. Gene Ontology annotation, cellular component: Golgi cisterna membrane.
AGAAACAACCGGAAACUGGCACUAAUUCUGUGCUUCCGUGUUUUCUGCCCCGUGGCGUUUAGUUUUAACGUUUGUUUUGAAGAGCCCAUCUUCCACACGCAUUUCUAAAGUAAAAGUAAACGUUAAUAUAAUAUCCAGCUAGAAGCUUUUCUUAGCGUUCUCGCUAACAGGAGACAUCUCAGCUGAUACACCGAUGGCACAUUCCUAUUGAAUUGGAUCAAGGUGAACAUGAAGAGGCAGCUUUGGCAGCAGUAUAUUCACACAUUUUUGAGGAAUCUGAAUACGAUCACUGAAAUGCCUUAGGAAUGCAAUAUGACUGCAGGAGUGUAACUUCUCUGCGCUCCCCGCUCUUGGUUGCGCUUUUUUUUUACGGAACACAAAAUGAAUCCAAUGCCUUUAUAAAUGUGGCAUGGAUUAAACCUCUGUGCAUAAAGUGAGGUUUUGCCAGAGCAGACCUGAAGAUGUGUGGCUGAUUAGGAGAACUGUGUGUCUCUCCCCGCUAUGCCCAGACGAGGGCCGUCACUGCAAGGCCGGGUGCGCUGGCUCCUUCUGGGUAUAUUUUUGCUUCUUGUCUUCCUCUUCUUUGCCUACUUGCUGGAGUGUACACCACCUGCAGAUGUAACCCAUGGCUUGCCUGGCCUCGGAGGGGAACCUUAUGGAAAAGAAUAUUAUCAGGCACUGCUCCAGGAGCAGGAGGAGCGGCAUCUCAGCCGAGCGGCCAGCCUCAAGAGGCAGAUUGCGCAGCUUAAACAGGAACUGCAGGAGAUGAAUGAUAAGCUGAAGAGCCUGCAGGAGAAAAAAGAGGGCCCUGGACUACAGGGCCUGGUUGAUGGCAAAGAUCAGGAACCGAGUGACCUGUUGGAAUUCCUGCAUUCACAGAUCGAUAAGGCAGAGGUGAAUACAGGAGCAAGACUCCCCAGUGAGUAUGCUUUAGUGCCCUUUGAAAGUUUCACCACAACAAAGGUUUAUCAGCUAGAGAUGGGUCUCACUCGGCAUCCUGAGGAAAAGCCUGUACGCAAGGACCGGCGAGACGAGCUGGUGGAGGUAAUUGAGGCAGGUCUGGAUGUUCUAAACAACCCUGAUGAAGAGGAAGGCCAGGAAGAGGACAUCCCCAUGCAGAGACAGACCUUCACCGAGAGCCACUUUGUCGAGGGGCUUUACAGGACUGAACGGGACAAAGGAACACAGUACGAGCUGUAUUUUGUGAAGGAAAAUUCACACGAAUUCUGCCAAGUAACCCUCUUCCGUCCAUUUGGUCCCUUAAUGAAAGUGAGGAGCACAUCUGUGGACACAGGCAGCACAAUCAUUAAUAUUAUAGUGCCUCUGUCAGGCAGAACAGAAACUUUUAUUCAAUUUCUACACAACUUCAGGGAGGUAGGUAUACAUCUGGACAAACGAGUGUAUCUUACAGUGGUCUACUUUGGGGAAGAGGGUUUGCAAGAGGUGACCUCAUCUUUACGAAAAAUGUCCAGCGAGGAGAAUUUCACGAACUACACUCUUAUCCCCGUGGACGAGGAGUUUUCCCGUGGCAGAGGACUGGACAUUGGUGCUCAUGCAUGGAAGAAAGAGACCGAUGUGUUGAUGUUUUUCUGUGAUGUAGAUAUUUAUUUCACGCUUGAAUUCCUCAACACGUGCCGUCUCAAUACAACCCCCGGGAAACGAGUGUUCUAUCCAGUAGUGUUUAGUUUAUACAAUCCUGCCAUAGUAUAUGGAAAUCUUGAAUUGGCUCCACCCAUUGAACAUCAGUUGAUUCAUAAAAAAGAUGCUGGAUUCUGGAGGGACUUUGGAUUUGGCAUGACGUGUCAGUAUCGCUCGGACUUCCUCACUAUCGGAGGAUUUGAUCUGGAAGUGAAGGGUUGGGGAGUGGAGGAUGUCCAUUUGUACAGGAAGUAUCUGAGGAGUGAGCUAAUAGUGAUGCGCACACCUGUUUCGGGUCUUUUCCACCUGUGGCACGAGAAGCUGUGUGCAGAUGAGUUAACGCCAGAACAGUACCGCAUGUGUAUCCAGUCAAAAGCCAUGAAUGAAGCUUCUCACUCUCAUUUGGGCAUGUUGGUGUUCCGCGAGGAGAUUGAAAACCACCUCCGCAAGCAAGCCUACAAAAGUCAGAGCAGGGCCGAGGAUUGAAACAGUUACAGUAAACCUGCUCCCAGUAAGCACAAUCUUGGUGCAUUUCAGCAGGGCAGAAUUUAGCCAGCUGAGAUUUGUCCAGAUCUUUCUAUGUUAACACAUUUUCUGAAAUAAUUCAGAAGAUUAACUAAAAUGGAGAAUCCCAGGGAUCAACUAAGAAUAAAUAUCGUUGGACAAAGUGUAUGAAAUGAAGUGUUGUAUGGGAACUUUGUGUGAAGGCUGUGGCAAUGACUGUGUUAUUCGCAUUCUGAAGGUCCAUUUGCUUUUUUUAUUAAGUUAAAAUGACCAAUUGAAUUGGUGCUUUUAUGUUCAAGCACAUUCAUAGCCUAACCGAGGCACGGUUGUCAUACACUUAUUUUUUAAUGUUAUUGUUUAACAUACUGUUACUUUUAAUUGCUGUUAGUAUUAAAAUCAUGUGUGCUAUGCUAAUGAGCCACAGUUUUAUAAAGGUGAUGCAACUGAGAGAGACAAUCAGUUGUAAAUGGAUAUAAAAUUCUAAGAAGAACGAUAUCGUAGAAGGGGACUGAAAACUUUUAUUCUCUACAAUACAAUUUAGCAGGAAUCAGACUCAGCUGGUGGAACAGUGGGACACUACUCUGUGGUAUUCAUUUUAUUUGAAGUGGGUAAAUGCUUACUUAAUCCCAGCUGGUUUUGAAUAAUUAACUGUUGACUAUUAUAAAUACCCGGUAGCCAUUUACUAUCCAUUAAGGACAUUUUUUUUUAAUCAGUUAAACAAUAGAGGCUACUAAUACAAAACUGGCAUCUGUAGCAUCCAAAAUAACAGCACAAUGCAAUGGUGAAGUGUAAACUUCUCAACUUUUUUUUUAAAUAAAGAGGGACAGCAGUCUUUCA